AUGCACGCGAAUCUCGUCACUGCCCCGGUGCGGGCGACUCUUCUGUCCGGCCGCGUUUCCCUCGCCCCGUUCGUCCACCCCGCCAGUUCCACAGGCUUGUACCAGUCGGUCUCGUGCAAGUCCGCUCGCCCAGCCAGCACAGUAGCGACACAACUCCAGCGCCUCUCCGCCCGGCCUACUCCUCGUUCCAGCACUCCUUUCCUCAUCCCCUACACCACGUCCCUUCGCGCAAACUCCACCGAUGCCUCGGCCUCGGCCUCGGCCGCCACCCGCAACGAGGCCGCCAAGCUGGACUGGAACUCCUUCUUCAAGCUGCGGGCCUCCCGUCGACGGUACUCGCUCGCGUCGUCGGUCAUCAGCUCGAUGGCCAGCACCGUGGUCGGCGUGCAGGUGCUCUCCAACCAGGAUCUGGAGCACUUCGGCGCCCAGGUGAUGGGGCUGGAUCCGUUUGUGGUGCUGGGCAUGGCGACGGCUGCCUGCGGUGCCGUGGGCUGGCUGGUCGGGCCGUUUGUCGGGAAUGCCGUCUGGGGGUUGGUGUAUCGGCGCUACAAGCCUUCGGUGGUGAUUAAAGAGAAAGAGUUCUACGACCGCAUCAAGCGCUUCCGCGUCGACCCCUCGUCCAACUCGAUCGCCAACCCCGUCCCAGACUACUACGGAGAGAAGAUCGGCAGUGUGCAGGGUUAUCGCCAGUGGCUGAAGGACCAGCGCGCGUACAACCGCAAGAGACGCCAUUUCAUCCUGUAA
Aspergillus terreus NIH2624 is the source of this 744-nucleotide messenger RNA. Its product is annotated as presequence translocated-associated motor subunit PAM17. Gene Ontology annotation, cellular component: PAM complex, Tim23 associated import motor. The record is from RefSeq and is a predicted model, not a curated record. Gene Ontology annotation, biological process: protein import into mitochondrial matrix. NCBI's taxonomy places the organism in Eukaryota, Fungi, Ascomycota, Eurotiomycetes, Eurotiales, Aspergillaceae. Bases 1 to 744 code for a protein of 247 amino acids. The transcript has 2 exons.